UUUAUAAAUAUUUUAUUAUUAUUAUUCUUUGCAAAUGUUGACUUGACGAUAAUAAUAGGAUCAAGAACACAAUCGUUACUUUAAAUGGAUGUUUCGAAUCGUCAUCAGUACAGCGGUUCCUCCAAUAUUAUGUAUUUGCAGUCAAACUAAUCUUAACUUACUGCCUCUCAAAAAAAUGUAUAUUUAGCCUCAAGGAUAUUCUCUUGGACUGAGAUUGGCAAAAUACACCUGAAAUCAUAAUUCAUCCUUGUGGGGCAAAAACUAAAAAGGAAGAUACCCAGUAUGGAGAAGGUAUAUGUAAAAUCCGAACUAAUAUGGGAGACUGAAGCUACAGAAUCAUCAGAUGCCCUGAAAACUGAGACAAUUGCAGAUAACACAGCGAUUGAGCAGGACAAGAACACUUGGGAAAAUAUUUAUGACACAGUAGUGAAAACUGACCCAGAUGAUCACAAAAUAGGAAACAACGCUUCAACCGAUAAUAUUAACGAUACAGUUGUGUUCAAAACUGGAGCAGAUAUUGAUAAUACAGCACUUAAACUGGAGAGCGACGUAUCAUCCGAUAGUGUAAAUAUAAAUGAUACAGAUGUAAGAAAAACUGAGACUGAUUGUUACAAUAAUACAGAGCUGGAAACUAGGGCAGAUGCUGACAAUACAGCAAACAACGCAUCAUCGGAGAAUAAUAAUGACACAGUUUCGCUAAAAACUGAGCCGAAUCAUGGCAAUGCAAAGCCAAAGCUUGAGAACUUCCCGUCACCCAUCAAUAUUACUGUCACAGUGUUGAAAGCAGAGCCAGAUGUUGAUAGUGUAGAAAAUAAAGCAACAUCUGAUAAUAUUAAUAAAACAGUUGCCUUAAAAACUGAGGCUGACUUACAUAAUGAUAUAACUCGUAAGGUUAACUUAUCAUUUGUCGAUGAUACUGGUCCUAAAAGUCUUCACGUCGAAAAGCCCAAAAGAAAAUACAAACCUAAACCUAAAAAGGAACACGUUUGCGAAAUAUGUAACAAAAAAUUGAAACAUAAUUUCUUACUAAGAAACCACAAACGGAUUCACACUGGUGAAAAGCCGUUCACCUGCGAAACAUGCAAUAAGUCAUUCACACGAAAAACCAUCUUGAAACAUCAUCAGCGAACACACACUGGGGAGAAGCCGUUUAAUUGCGAUAUUUGUAAUAAACCCUUCGCUUAUAAAACUCAUUUAGUCGAGCAUAAAAGAAUUCACACUGGGGAAAAUCCGUACUCGUGCAACGUAUGCAACAAGCGGUUUAAGCGCAAAACACAUCUAUCGCUCCACGAACUAAAUCAUAUGGAUAAACCAUAUACCUGUAAAACAUGUAACAAAAAAUUUACACAGGAAGUACUCUUGGCGAGACAUGAAAGGGCCCACACUGGUGAGAAGCCGUUUUCUUGUGAGACAUGUAAGAAACAGUUUUCGGAAAAACAUAAUUUAACGAUGCAUACUCGUGUUCACACAGGUGAGAAACCAUACUUUUGUAAUACAUGUAACAAAAGGUUCUCUCAGAAAUACAACUUAUCUACACAUGAGCUAAUACACGUAAGAGACAUGCCGUUUUCUUGUGAUGUGUGCAAAAAGCGAUUUAGGCUUAAAUCUAACUGGAAAAAACAUACGCGUGAACACUGAGCGAUGUGAUUUUAAAAUACAAAGGCUUUACGUGUCAAAAUAUCAAGAAGCGGAGUGUUCAGGCCAAAUAUUGUUCUAUAGCUUUCCAAUAGAGCACAGUACAAUUAUUGAAUCUCACCCAAACACGCGCUUCACAUAAUUAGGAAACUGUGAGUUUUAUCCUUGAUUAAAUCCUUGAUAGAUAAUUGA
Cydia splendana is the source of this 1827-nucleotide messenger RNA. RefSeq names its product zinc finger protein 37-like. Lineage: Eukaryota; Metazoa; Arthropoda; Insecta; Lepidoptera; Tortricidae. Gene Ontology annotation, molecular function: DNA-binding transcription factor activity, RNA polymerase II-specific; RNA polymerase II cis-regulatory region sequence-specific DNA binding. Gene Ontology annotation, biological process: regulation of transcription by RNA polymerase II. Bases 283 to 1638 code for a protein of 451 amino acids. The transcript has 3 exons. The record is from RefSeq and is a predicted model, not a curated record.